AUGACUGAAUUUGUAAAUGCCACCCCAAAGCGAAAGAGAGGGCCGGAUGCAUGUCCUUCGCCGCUAAAAUUCUCAUUCGAUCUCUCCGCGACCGGCCCACCGGAAGAUGGCAGCAACAGCCCACACUCCUCAACCGUCGUACACAGGUUUCGCGGCCUGGCUCUCGGAAGUGGAGGCAGAUCUGUUGAAUCUGCCGAUGAGAUGGACACAGAAUCCGAUGAAUCAAUGAGGAAACGCCAUAGAUCAGACGAAAGUGCCCAUACUAUUGCGGAGAUGCAGCAAGAGCCACCAUUUCGGCCAGAGAUGGAGCUCAAGCCAGGGAUCGAAACGGGCGAAGUGAUUGAAAUGACUGAUCGUCCAACACUGCAGCUAGAGGUUCCUCAUCCAUCAACUGAAGGUCUGCUCCAAAACGCAUAUCCAUCCAUCAACCGCCUAUCGGAGUCCCAGUCUAGAAAAAAGAGAGCCGGCACCCCGCCCCUGCGCUUCAAAAAAGGGCAUCCUCAUGAGGGACUGUCCGACGCCGAUGAUGAGGCAGAAGUUGUAGAUCCUUUGCGAGCCUCGCUAACAUGGCAUGAGGACGAAAUCACUAUUUACGACCCGAAUGAUAAAGAUGACGAUGGCACUGGCAUUAAUGGCAUUGGGUUUAAACCCACCCCAGCACUCGCUCAUGCAAGGGUCAUGAAGAGGCGGCAGCAGAUGGCGGAAUACAGAAAACGAGAAGAGAACGAAGCAAGGAACAAGAGGAGCCAGAGACGUCGAGGGGAGGCUGCUGCACCCGCCAGGCGGGAUCACAAGUCACUACCUUCAAGGAAAGUCAGAUUUACGGAUGGGGAGAGCAGAAAUCUUACUAUGACGGCAUGA
This is a messenger RNA of Trichoderma asperellum CBS 433.97, 861 nucleotides long. RefSeq lists its product as uncharacterized. NCBI's taxonomy places the organism in Eukaryota, Fungi, Ascomycota, Sordariomycetes, Hypocreales, Hypocreaceae. The record is from RefSeq and is a predicted model, not a curated record.